CUGGGUAGCGUCUGCUGUUAUACUACAUUUAGGCAACCUCUGAAUUACAUCCGCUAUGUUCCGUGUCAUGCGUAACCGUUUGUCGCUUUGACCGAGCCGCUCUGUACCGAGUGCGACGACUUUGUUUUUUCCCCACGAUAGGCAAUAUCGAAAAACACUAUGGUCGAGCAGUCGGAUCGCGCUCCGCUUCUGGACUGGGAGGAGGUUCCCCCGGCCGAACUUGCCCCAUCUGUUCCGUCACCGGAGAUAGAGGAUUCAUCGCAGUCCGGUGUAUCGAGUUACCCGGCCCAGGGCUGUGUAGGGGCAGAUAUCUCCUCGAGCACAAGCCCGGUGAGACCGAAUAGAAUAACAGCUGUUGUAGGUGAGAGUGCGCAUUCCCCCUAUAAACAGAGAGACCCGGGAGAAGAUGGCUUUGCCACGGAUGAGGAGGGAGACUGCGCCUUUCAUGGACUGUCAGUCAGAGGCAGGAUCACUGGAUGGGAGGAAAAAGAUCAAGUUGUUGCCGUGUUUGUUGUGACUUUCGACACGAGAUCGGGGAACAUGAUAGAAUGGUGCCUACCUCAAGAUAUGAACCUGGAGGGAGUCGAAUUCAAGUCCAUGGCCAGUGGCUCUCAUCGGAUCUCAAGUGACUUCAUAUAUUUCCGUAAAGGCUGUUACUUCGGACUAGCGUGCUUUGCCAACAUGCCUGUGGAAAGUGAGCUGGAACGGGGGGCUCGGAUGAAGUCUGUUGGGAUUUUGUCUCCUUCAUACACACUAUUGUACCGUCACAUGCACUUCCUGGAGAACCAGGUCCGGCACCAGCUGCAGUGUCCAGGACAGUACUCUCCACUGGAAGCUUUCUAUGAGGAUAAAAAGGCAGUGUUGCCCCCAGGAGGCAAUGGUUUGAUCACGGCCUGCCCGACUAGCUCUCUUGGGCCCAUAGUCAACCGCUGCAUGCAUCCAGAGAUGAAGAUCACACACCCGGCUGGCUGCAUGUCCCAGUUCAUCCGCUUCUUUGGAGAGCAAAUCAUGGUGCUGUGGAAGUUUUCUUUGCUCAGGAAACGCAUCCUCAUUUUCUCUCCUCCCCCUGUCGGCGUAGUCUGCUAUCGGGUGUACUGUUGCUGCUGCCUUGCUAAUGUGUCCAUUCCUGGGAUGGGUGUCUCGGUUCCGGAGUUCCGCCCCUUCUUCUACAUCAAUGUGGCUGACAUUGCAGCUCUUGAGACUGAGCUAUCUUAUGUGGCCUGUACAACAGAGAAGAUCUUUGAGGAAAAGAAGGAGCUAUAUGAUGUCUACAUUGAUAACCAGAAUGUAAAGACACACAGAGAGAGCCUUCAGCCUCUGCUUCGACUCAACAGUGCGGAUAGAGAGAAGUAUCACAAACUCUGUGAGCAGAGGCAGUUGCUGCUGUACUCUCAGGAAGUGGAUGGAGACUGCACAUCUAACGAGGAGGACCUCUUCAUUCUGUUCUUCAUAGAGCAAAACAACCGAAUCUUCCAGACCCUGUCUGAGGUGGCGGGAAGCUCUGAGCCAAUCCUGACCGCUGAGCAUGUGCGAGCCAUGGGGCUAGAUCCUCACGGCGACCGCGGCUUUCUCGUCGACUUGCUGGAGGUCUACGGCAUCGACGUAAUGCUGGUUAUCGACAACCCCUGCUGCCCGAGUCAUUCUUGACCCCUCUGGACAACACUGAUACUGCCAACACCAACAAUGCCCGUGCAAUCUGCCUGCAGGCUUUUUGUGCACUCUGCAGCCUGUCAAUCCAGUGAAGUCUUUCCACUUAUCUGUCUCUCUGUGUGUUUUGUAUCCUUCCAACCUGGAUUUCCUCACAAAUCUGCCUAAUAUUUGAUCCACAACGUGAUGAAACUAAUCUCUAUGCCUCUCUCUUUACUGCUUUUCAAUGUGUGGUCUUCAGUUGUGACUUUUUUCUUCUAGCCAGUGCUGUCUUGGGUAACUGAAGUGAUGUCCCCAGUGGGUAUAAAUCUGCUUCAUAUGGACGCCAGAGAAUCAGUGACAUCUUCAGUCCACCAAGACAGAGCAAAUCUCAAUCCUGGAUUCACCUUUUUCUUGCUGGUAACAACAGUUAAUUUUUGUGGUUGUUGCUAAUUACACUACUGUGAUGGUGAGGAUUUUCACAAUCUCUACCACAUUUUUUACUUAAUCAUUUUACAGUGUUUUGAAAAAACAGGCAUCUGUCAGUGUUUUUUUUUUUCUUGUUUUGCUCCUGCAAUGAGGUUCAUUUUUGAUGUAGUAUACAUGAACAAAUAAACACAAUCAGUUUUGA
This is a messenger RNA of Myxocyprinus asiaticus (Chinese sucker), 2257 nucleotides long. Its product is annotated as DENN domain-containing protein 11. Gene Ontology annotation, cellular component: cytoplasm. The coding region runs from base 160 to 1647 and encodes 495 amino acids. NCBI's taxonomy places the organism in Eukaryota, Metazoa, Chordata, Actinopteri, Cypriniformes, Catostomidae. The transcript is spliced from 10 exons. The record is from RefSeq and is a predicted model, not a curated record.